AUGAGCGUUGCAGAAAAGUCGAGCGAGCUCCUCGCUGCUUACUUCCCCACCCCCGCAGCUGAAGCCUCCACCCGGACGCGGAGGUUCACCGAUACCGACAUCGAGACGAUAGCAUCUCUCCUCGAGGACCACGAUAAGUCAUGGAGCAGAGCCCCCCGAGCAUACAUCGUCCUCCGAACAAUAGGCCACCUUGACCUCCUGAACGAUCUACUCCAGCUCGGCUUUACCGAUCACUGGUUUCCGGUCGAGGCUUCAGCUCUACCGCCUCGUCUGCAGCCAUCGGUGCGCAACGCCAUCGUAAAGGCUCAGCAGAUCAUUCUCACCAAAUCGGUUGAUCUUGAAAAGGGGGAAAAUGGAAAGCACUGGCAUUUUGCCAAAGGAGAACCGCAGCCAUUCAAGAUUGCCGGUGUGCUGGGCUCCGGAGGCUAUAGUCAAGUGCACCGGAUCAGGAGCACGAUCAGUUUCAAGGAGUAUGCAUUAAAGCGGAUUCGCCGCCGCCGCGCCUUCGGAAAUGCCUCCAAAGAAGCCGUUCGCCAAUUCACCACGGAACUGAAGCUGCUGAAGUCCUUGAAACACAGACAUAUGGCGGAAUAUGUCGGAAGCUUCACGGAUCCAUCCUACCUCGGCCUUAUAAUGGCUCCUGUCGCAGACAUGAACCUCGCAGAGUAUCUCGAAACAAUCUCGACAUAUCCAGAGCACUCACGCAGGAGCAGUCUGAUCACGCUGCGCAGCUUCUUUGGGUGCAUGGCUUCAGCACUGCAGUACCUACACGACAGCUCGAUCCGCCAUAGAGACAUCAAGCCGCAAAAUGUACUCGUAGACGGCAGCAACGUUCUUUUCACCGAUUUCGGGCUUUCAAAGGAUUACUCUGGGGAUCUUGGGAGCACAACUUCAGGCGCUACAAGCAUGACCCCACGCUACGCGGCACCGGAAGUUCUCACUGGAGAUCGUCGGAACACCUCGUCAGAUAUUUGGUCCUUGGGCUGUGUCUUUCUCGAGAUGAUCGUUGUGAUCAAAGGAAAGAAGACUUCCUUUCUGAGGGAGCACUUCCUGGAACAUGGGUCCAAAGAGGCCUACAUAUGCAAAAACGUUGAAGCCGCUGAGGAACUCCUCAAAAGCUUGAAGGGCUCUGAAACAUCAUCGGACGACAUGCUGCUGGAGCUUACGGGAAACAUGCUAAAGGAAGACCGCUCUGCUCGGCCAACAGCUUCCGAAGCAUUCAUGACUCUCUCGACACCUCUGAGGAAUGAUUCCGCAGUGCACUUCUGUGGGAUCUGCUGUCUUGAAGAUGAGGUUUCUGACUCACACGACAGCUUGUGUGAGGAUCCAGAUACGUCAGUGACCAUGUCUUCUAUCCCGAAGCCUCCUGGAGGGACCUCGGUGCUAGUUCCUAAGGACAAUAUUCCAACCGCGGAAGAAGCUUCACCGGCACCUCCAGAUUUAAAGUACCAAGGCCGGGUCUCCAACUCGCACGAUGGCUCAUACGAUGAUCCGGACAAGUCAGUGACAAUAGCUGCGAUUCCGCACCCUCUUGAGAGACAUCCAGUGCAAAACUCCACGCUUGCUGUACAACCCCCCACAUUAGCGACGUUGAAUUUUCCGGACGAGAGUUUGAGCAGUAUACUUGACUGGAGUGCUUUCGCAGGCAACCGGCCAGUCCAAGACAGCAGCUCCAUGAGUCCAACUCGGGAAGAACCGAAGGCGAAUUCAACGUCAGAGCCACCGGAGUCUGUGGAUCCUGAUCAGAUGUCGGAUUCAUCCUCGAAUAACAAGAUUGAAACGCCGAAUGCAGGCUUUAGAGCACCUAAAGAGGCACGAAACGAAAUUUCCGAAACCUACAAGCCUUCUUUCUCCAUCUCAGGCCUCUUUAGAUCAAAACGCAACGAGAGAUCAACGCCAAAGCUGUCAAGGCGUUUCGCGAAACUGCUCCGUCGUCCGAAGCUAUUCGUAGAGGAUUUAGGUUCUCCGCACGAGCAAGGGCCAUUUCCACGUACAGAGGCCACAGAGAACCAGGGUAUAGUGUCCACCAAGCUUGACGUCAGACCAAUUUUCGGUGUCAAGCUACAGGACAGCAUCAGAUAUGCGAACAUUGCAAUAUCUCUUGCCAAUGAAAAAGGCACCGACGCGGAGGAAAUCUUUGCCAGAAGUGGAACUGAAGCCCGGGUUUCAGAACUAUGCACUGCCUUCGACUGCCCUCCUAGAUUCGGCAAAGGCUUUGAUUGGAAUGGAUACACUGCGUUUGACAUAGCAACCGUCAUGAUUCGCUAUCUCGAAUCUCUACCGGAAUCCCUCAUACCCGCGGAGUUCUACGACACAGCCAUGCUGCCUCUCAAAGAGGCAUCUCUUGACUUACCCUUGGAACAUAGUGAGACCAUCUAUCAGAACAUGAGUUACUGGAUUCCUUACUACAGAAAGCUUGUUCUUGACAUGCCUCCUCUCAACAUGCAGCUACUGCUUUACCUGUUAGACUUAUUUGCCGUCUUUGCAGGGAAGUCGGAACUCAACAAAAUGACGACUGCCCGGUUGGCAAAAGUGUUCAGCGGCAUGAUCAUAGGGACGAAAAACUCAGAUGGUCUUGCCAAUGAUAUUGUCCUCGCGUUUCUCAUCGAAAAUCAGGACAGUUUCCUCAUGACUGAUUUCACAGAGUCCACGUCAGAUACUGUUAUGUUUCAAUAG
This is a messenger RNA of Diplodia corticola, 2676 nucleotides long. RefSeq names its product rho gtpase activator. The transcript is spliced from 3 exons. Gene Ontology annotation, biological process: signal transduction; protein phosphorylation. Lineage: Eukaryota; Fungi; Ascomycota; Dothideomycetes; Botryosphaeriales; Botryosphaeriaceae. The record is from RefSeq and is a predicted model, not a curated record. Gene Ontology annotation, molecular function: protein kinase activity; ATP binding. Bases 1 to 2676 code for a protein of 891 amino acids.